Messenger RNA from Durio zibethinus, 1270 nucleotides. RefSeq lists its product as uncharacterized. The record is from RefSeq and is a predicted model, not a curated record. Lineage: Eukaryota; Viridiplantae; Streptophyta; Magnoliopsida; Malvales; Malvaceae.
AUAUUUUGCCUGGCCUAAGGAAAAAGUACAAAGAAACUGACUAAAGAGUAAAUGGAUGGGAGACAAAAGGCCCAUUUCAUUCUUUACCUCACCACUCAUUUACUUUAACUUCUUGUUUUAUUGGGUAGGCAAAACGGGGCCCACUUUAAUCACCCAAAAGGCACAAAAAAUGGGCCCCAUUGUCCAUUUGACAAGCUCGUCUUACCUGGGUUUCCUAAAACCCUGAAAUCGGAAAAGCUCGUAAGCUAGAGAUCAUCAGACGAAUAAGCUGUGAAAAAAUUGAGCAAUCAGAAACAGAAGGAAGAUGUGGUUAGCUGGGGUGGUGAAGAACAACAUAAAGGGAGGGAAUGGUAGCGUUGGGAGCUUGUUGGUUCGGUACGUGUCGAGGACUGGGGCAGUGAAUGUGAGAAAGAUCAACCCAAAGGUACCCAUUCCAGAAGCUCAUUCCAUCGCCAGUUCUCUCUACGACGUCAUCAAGCAACACGGUCCUCUCACCGUUCCCAACACUUGGAUCCACGCCAAGGAAGCUGGUAUUGGUGGACUAAACAGCAAAACACAUAUGAAGAUAAUGCUCAAAUGGAUGAGGGGGAGAAAAAUGUUAAAGUUGUUCUGCACCCAAGUUGGGUCCAACAAGAAGUUUUUGCACUGUACCCUGCCCGAGGAACCUCAAACUGACCAAUUAAAUAGCCCUCCAGAGCUUGUACUGCAAACCAAAAAGCCUUCCACUAAGAGAAAGAAGGAAACUAAAAAAUGAAAUGUAAAAUGUAUCCUGGUUCUUUGCCUGCAAUCAAUUUUAUUGCCAUGCAAGAUCCAUUAGGAUUUGAGUCUUCCUUUCUGGCUGAAUGCUUCUAUCAUGUUUUGUCUGUUGUUUUGCUAUUGUUAGGCUUUUAUUUUGCUGGCCCCUUCUUCCUUUUUCUAUAGAAUCUUUAAAUGCAAUUUAUUCUUGAAUGAGUAGCAGCAGAUCUGGAAACUGAUGUAGCAUUUUAAUUUGGACAUGAAGCAGUGUGGCCACCUUGUAAGAAUCAUAUUAAAGAGGUUUAGGGAAUAAUUAUGCGACUACUCUAUGUCUAUGACAAAACCUACUUCUUUUGAUCAGAUAAUAUCGCUGUCCUUGACAACCAGGAUUUUAAUUUAUAAUCUUCAAGUUCAAAGUACAUUCACAUUCUUGUUUAUGCCAAUUAUCGUAGCAUUAAUGGUAGCAUAUAGAAGCAACUGGCUAUUUCAGGGGUUCCAAAAAGUCUCCUGUCUUAACGACUGGAGAUUUUGGCAA